UAAAAAAAAAAAAGUGAUAUAAUUGAGUAAAACAAUAAAUAAAUUAAAUAUAGCGAAACAAUGGUGACAUUUAUGCUAAAAAUAACGCAAACAUGUUUCUUAAGAAAUAUUUGCAUAUUUAUGACGUUGUAUUUGUUAGUGUUACGAUGGCCAAGCAGAGUGCAGACGCGCAGUCUGCAUCGUUGCGAAUUCGCCGGUCAACUAUACAUAUUGGAUGUACCAAAAUCGGAGUUACCGUUAUGGCUGUGCAUAGCUGAAUACGAAAGCCGCUUUAACACGCAUGUAAUCGGUGCACGCAAUGCGGACGGUUCCAACGAUUAUGGCAUCUUCCAAAUAAGCGACAAGUAUUGGUGUAAACCUGAAAAUCGAACCGAUUACUUUAUUUACAACGGUUGCAAUCUCAAUUGCUCAGACUUGUUGUCGGACGAUAUAACACUCGCCGUGCGCUGUGCCCGUUAUAUACAAAAACAACAAGGGUGGUCAGCCUGGGCAGUCUACAAUGAGUAUUGCAGUAAUAGAACUUUGGAGUAUAUCGAUGAUUGUUUCACUUAAAAAUAUUCCAAAUAGGCAAACA
This is a messenger RNA of Glossina fuscipes, 574 nucleotides long. RefSeq names its product lysozyme 1. Gene Ontology annotation, molecular function: lysozyme activity. The record is from RefSeq and is a predicted model, not a curated record. NCBI's taxonomy places the organism in Eukaryota, Metazoa, Arthropoda, Insecta, Diptera, Glossinidae. The transcript has a single exon. Bases 61 to 552 code for a protein of 163 amino acids.